This is a messenger RNA of Anthonomus grandis grandis, 2085 nucleotides long. Its product is annotated as piggyBac transposable element-derived protein 3-like. NCBI's taxonomy places the organism in Eukaryota, Metazoa, Arthropoda, Insecta, Coleoptera, Curculionidae. The transcript is spliced from 2 exons. Bases 875 to 1816 code for a protein of 313 amino acids. Gene Ontology annotation, molecular function: sequence-specific DNA binding. The record is from RefSeq and is a predicted model, not a curated record.
CAAGAGUUUACAUCUUUUGUGAUAAAUUUGUUAAAAAAAUGUCUUUCCGAAAAUUUUUAACUCAAAGUGAAUUAGAAGACGCCUUGAACGAAGUGGUUCUGAGCUUGGAAAAUCAGGAAAAUGACACUAUUGAUGCUGUUUAUAUUCCACCUGAUGUUGAUAUAUUGACAGACGAAGAGGAGAUUGAUGAUGAUAAUAACAUGGUAGAUAGUCAAAGGCCUAAUGACUUUUGAGCUACAUGUUUCAGAGCAGCCAGAGUUGAAUGAGAAUGAUACUGAAAAUGAGGGCAAACGCAUGAGAAACGAACAAGAGUGGGAUCUCUCGGAUGAAGGAACAUUGGCUUCAAAAAGAAGAAAGUUGCUCGCUUCUGCAAGUUCAAAAGCCAUUUUACCGAAGUGGAAAAAAGGUCAGAUAACGUAUACCCAUGAACCUGUAUCUACAGAAUUUCAGUUUAGGGAAAAUUUACAAAACCUUCUUUUUGGAAAGUCUCCCCUUGAGAUAUUUUAUUUGUUUUUUGAUGACGAUGUCGUAGAACUUUUGUUAAAUUUUUCUGUAAAGUAUGCUCAUGAUAACAAUCGCCAUGAUUUUUUAACAAAACCUGAACUUUUAAAUUUCAUAGGCAUUCUUUUAUUUUCGGGAUAUCAUUCUUUACCUAGAAUUCAACAUUAUUGAUCAACGGAUGAGGAUAAAGGAAUUGAUCUAAUAAAAAAAUGCAUGAGCAGGAAUAGAUUGCAACAAAUAAAGCAAAAUUUGCACUUAUCAGAUAAUUCUUUAUUGGACAAGAAAGAUAAAUUUUCCAAAGUUAGGCCUUUUUUAGAUUUACUCAAUAAGAAAAAUUUGCAGUUUGAAAUUUUUGCUUUCAAUAGGUGAACAAAUGGUGCCAUAUUUUGGCCGACAUCCUUGCAAAAUGUUUAUAAAGGGAAAGUCAGUGCGUUUUGGGUUCAAAUUAUGGUGCCUUUGUUCAUCUAAUGGAUACCUUUUUUAUUCCCUUCUGUAUGCUGGAGCUCAAGAUAAAAAACACUCAGAGCUAGGUUUGGAUGGUGGUGUUGUUAUGAGUUUACUGUCUGUAGUAGAAAAACCACAAAAUCAUCAAAUCUUUUUUGACAACUUUUUUUCGACUUUCAAACUUUUUGGUCACACAAAACAAAAUGUUUUUUUUUUUGCAACAGGCACCAUCCGUGACAAUCGAACAAGCCGUUGUCCUUUUUUGGAUAAUAAAAAAAUGGAAAAAACUGAGCGGGACGAAUUUGAUGCCGCUUACGAUGCUAAUUCAAAAAUUUCUUUUAUUCGUUGGAACGACAAUUCAGUUGUUACAGUUGGAAGUAAUAUUUAUAAUAUAGAACCGCUCACCAGGGUAAAGCGUUAUAAUAAAAAACAACUAAUAGAAACAUUCAUUCAACAGCCUUAUGCAAUAUCUCAAUAUAAUAAGUUUAUGGGUGGAGUAGAUCUACACGACAAUGGCAUUGCAAACUACCGAUCCCAAAUUUUGGGAAAGAAAUGGUGGUGGCCGAUAUUUUGCAAUGCAUUGGAUAGUUUGGUAGUAAAUGCAUGGAAGAUAUACAACUUGGUAAAUAAAAAAUCACAAGUAGAUUUCAAGUCAUAUAUAGCCCUACGUCUUCUAAAAACGGACGCUAAUAGAGUUGUAAGGAACGUUAUUUUAUACGUGCUAAUAUCGAUGAAUUGCGCUUCGAUAACCAAGGCCACCUUAUGGUCUCUCAUGCUCAGAAGCUGCGCCGUAGAUGAGGAAUAUGUCAUAGUCAUACAAUAUAUAUCUGUACAAAGUGUAAUGUUCAUUUGCAUACAGGUUGUUUCGUGAAAUAUCACCAAAAAUAACUUAAUUGUACCUACCAGUGGUUCGUUUACGCACCAGUAAUAAAAGUUGUUUUUUUGAAAGUACACAAACAAAUUUUGAAAACUAAAAGUAUUUUGCAGCUCUCUAUAAAUAUUUGUAUUUAAAUAUAACUUUAUUAUUUAAAAUAUUUAGAGUUAGGCCAAAUGUUAAAAAAAAAAUUGUUAUUCGUUCCCAGUGGUUCGUUCACGCACUACCUUUUUUUUUCCUAAAAUUAACAAAAAAACAAUUUGUUU